AUGUCCUUCGUCAAAAGAAACACCGUCCUAUCCUCACCAAGAGCCGGACUCUCGCCGUCCGCUCCCCAGCAGCAACAACCCAAACAGGAAACGCAGCUUGCGCCGGGUCUUCGACCAUCACCAACCGAUGGCAGGUUGACCACUUCAACUGGCACUGCUUCCCUGGACCAACUUCUUGCAGGACACGGUGGACUCCCCUUGGGAACAUGCUUACUGGUUGAGGAGCAAGGGACCACCGACUUUUCUGGAAUUCUUCUACGGUACUAUGCUGCCGAGGGUCUCGUCCAAGGGCAUCAGGUUCACGCAGUAGCCUUCCCGCCCGAAUGGAGGCAUCAGCUCCCAGGGUUGGCUUCACCUGACAAGAAGUCAAAGAGUGCAUCACCGGCGCUAGCACCCGAAGAGAAGAUGAAGAUUGCGUGGAGAUAUGAGUCUUUGGGUAACAACGCCAAUGCAGGAGCUUCUACUCGUGGGGAUUCUGGAGCGCCUUUCUGUCACUCCUUCGAUCUCAGCAAGAGGCUUGCAAGCUCCGAGUCCAAGGGUACUUUGAACCCGAUUUCAGUUGGCGGUGCCCCGAGCCUAGACCGGAAAAGUGUUGGGACAGCUUCUCCUCUGAAGAUGAUUCUCAAGCAAUUGCGGGCCAAGUUGGAGAGCUCAGGAUCAAACGCCAUUCAUAGACUGGUGGUGCCCAGUCUCCUCUCACCAACCCUCUAUCCUCCUGGAUGCGCCCAACCAUCAGAGGUUCUACAGUUUCUACAUGGGCUCCGGGCUCUCCUUCGACUGUACAGCACCCAGCUCACAGCAAUCAUUACCUUCCCGACGUCCUUAUUCCCUCGCAGUUCAGGCCUGGUCCGGUGGAUAGAGAUUCUUUGUGACGGCGUCGUCGAGCUCAUCCCCUUACCUGCCAGGCUAGGUGCCGCGCCACCGCCGCCCUCAGGGUCGGAUCCCAAGGCAAACGAGCAACCCCAGGGUAUGUUCAAAGUAUACACACUGCCUGUGUAUCAUGAGAAGGGUGGUGGAGGAGCAGAGUCGGGCCAAUUCCGUGAGAACCUGUCAUUCAGCUUGAGCGCAUCCAAGGGCUUGGUGAUCAAACCGUACAGUCUCCCGCCUAUGCUCGAGGAUGAGCAGGAGAAGCCCUCAGCUGCUCCAAAGAAGGAUGGGCUCGAUUUCUAA
This is a messenger RNA of Neurospora tetrasperma FGSC 2508, 1170 nucleotides long. RefSeq lists its product as uncharacterized. The record is from RefSeq and is a predicted model, not a curated record. Gene Ontology annotation, biological process: tRNA wobble uridine modification. The transcript has a single exon. The coding region runs from base 1 to 1170 and encodes 389 amino acids. Gene Ontology annotation, cellular component: cytoplasm; transcription elongation factor complex; elongator holoenzyme complex. Lineage: Eukaryota; Fungi; Ascomycota; Sordariomycetes; Sordariales; Sordariaceae.